AUGAAGACGGUCUUCAAAAACGCCCGCGUACUAGCGGAACACAUCGACCCCGGCUAUCCCACUGGGACUUGCCUCGUGGUAGAAGACAGCCAUAUAUCUUACAUUGGGAAUGAAUCGGACGACGUCAUCACCCUGCUCUUGGAUGACGAAGAAAACGACCGAGUUGACCUGAAAGGACAGACCGUGAUCCCUUCAUUCAUUGACGCCCACGUUCACCUUCUUCAGUUCGGCAUCUCCCUAGCCAAAGUCGACCUGCGACCCUGCAAGAGCCUGGCGGAGAUUGAAGACGUCAUCCAUCGUACCGCAGAGGCGAGGCCGGACGCAGCCCGCCUACUUUUCCAGGGAUGGAGGCACGCUGUGACGGGCAGCAAUGUCUCGGCAUCAACGUUGGACCGCGUGAGCGCACGACCCAUCUUUCUCGACUCGGACGACCUGCACUCGGCAUGGUGCAACACGGCGGCUCUGGACGAGAUGGACAUUCGGAACAAGGCCGAUCCCGAGGGCGGCAAAAUCCAUCGCGAUCACCAAGGAGCACCGACCGGUUUUCUGGAGGAGGCUGCAGUUCUCAGCAUAGUGUGGCCAUUUUUAAGCGAGGCCAUGUCGAGGGGGGAGAAACUGAGCUGUCUGCGGUCGGCGAUCCGCGAGUACAACAAAGCAGGCUACACGGCCGUCGUGGACAUGGCCAUGGACGAGACCUACUGGGGCUUGCUCCUGGAACUGAAGAACGCCGGGGAGCUGACCCUGCGCGUCGCCGCCCACUUCCUCGUCAUGCCCGGGAAGACCGACGAGGAGAACCUGGCCCAGGUCGAGCGCGUCGUUCGACUGCACGAAAAGUACAACUUGGCGACGUCGCCCGACCUUCGCGUCGCCGGGAUCAAGAUCGUCUGCGACGGGGUCGUCGACGGCUGCACCGCCGCCAUCUCGCAUCCGUAUCUGAACACCGGGGAAUUGGUCGAUCCGACGUGGACGCCAGCGGCUUUACAAGUCGUUCUUGGGGCGGCAGAUGCGGCAAACAUGCAGUGCGCGCUCCAUGCCAUUGGCGACGCGGCGGUCAGCAUGGCAGUCAAUGGCCUUGAAGUCCUAGGCACGACGGGUCGGCGGCAUCGCAUCGAACACCUGGAGCUGACGAGACCCGAAGAUGCGCAACGACUCGGCAGGCUGGGGAUCACGGCAUCCAUUCAGCCUGUCCACCUGGACCCCGAGUACAAUCAGUUAUGGCCUCCCUUGAUCGGGCACGAGUCUUGCGCUCGUGCGUUCGCGUAUCGGGAGUUCCACGACUUCGGGGCUCACCUGGCCAUUGGGUCGGAUGCCCCGACAGCUCCUCAUAGCCCCUGGAACAAUAUCUUCAAUGCCACGACAAGAAGGUCCUUCCGGAGACCGCAGGACGCGGAGACAUUCAAUGAGCAGUACAAGUUGGACCUGAACGACGUCUUCAGCGCCGCGAGCCACGGUGGUGCUUAUUCGUGCUUUGCAGAAAACAUGAUCGGGGGCUUACGGGUUGGCAAGAAGGCCGACUUCAUCAUUCUCGAAGGCGAUACGAAAUGGAGUCUGGAUCUUUCGUCUCUUCUUGCAAGUCAGGUUUCAGAAACCUGGCUGGGUGGCAGACGAGUUUUCAACGGCAACGAGAAGUUGUGA
This is a messenger RNA of Colletotrichum destructivum, 1635 nucleotides long. Its product is annotated as Putative metal-dependent hydrolase, composite domain superfamily, amidohydrolase 3. Gene Ontology annotation, molecular function: hydrolase activity, acting on carbon-nitrogen (but not peptide) bonds. The transcript has a single exon. NCBI's taxonomy places the organism in Eukaryota, Fungi, Ascomycota, Sordariomycetes, Glomerellales, Glomerellaceae. The coding region runs from base 1 to 1635 and encodes 544 amino acids. The record is from RefSeq and is a predicted model, not a curated record.